Molecule: messenger RNA, 1767 nt
Organism: Purpureocillium lilacinum
Lineage: Eukaryota; Fungi; Ascomycota; Sordariomycetes; Hypocreales; Ophiocordycipitaceae
Biological process (GO): carbohydrate metabolic process
Source: RefSeq, a predicted model, not a curated record
AUGGCGCGUCUCUCGUUUGCCGGGCUGCUCACGCUUCUCGGGCUCAUCGUCGUGCGCUCUCUCGCGCAGACGAAGCCCUUCACUCCGCGGAAGAUAAACGAGCUUCCGGACAGCGAGGUGCACCUCAAGCUGCAGGUCUCUGCCGAUGCGACGCAAGCCCUCGACGACGCCUUCGCUGCCCUGUCUGUGUUGCAGAAUGACUACUUUGACGCGAACAACGGCACCUGGCCGACUGCCAUAGAAUGGACUAGUGCCGUUGUCGGAACCGUCGUUUCAGGCAUGCUGUCUACUAUGACACAGGCUAUUAGUGAGGAACCCUGGAAGCAAAAGGAGAAUCUCAUCGCCUCUGUAUUCGCUCAGGUUUCGCACUCGUUCUUCGGGCAAGAAGCCGAGGACAUCAAGACACAGGCAUACGACGACAUCUUAUGGGUUGUGCUCGGUUGGCUGGAAACCAUCAAGUUCGUGCGCCUGCAUGCGCAGCUGCAUUAUCCCGGGACGGAACAGGCCUGCAACCACAUCCCCGAGGAGAUCCGUACGGCUCUGCGCCGUACUUCGUGGCAAGGCUACAACUACCUCUGCACAUUCUCGGACCGUUCGCGCGAGUUUUGGGAUCUCGCGACCAAUGGCUGGGAUGAGACCCUUUGUCACGGCGGCAUGAUAUGGAACCCGAGGCUUCUUCCAUACAAGAACGCCAUCACCAACGAGCUUUGGAUUGCCGCUUCCGCAGCCAUGUACGAAUACUUCCCGAAUGACACCUUCUCAGAGGAAUGGGUCCAGUCCAAGGGAUUUCCAGGCCAGGAUCCCAUCUAUCUGGCCGCCGCGAUUGAGGGUUACAAGUGGCUUGGGGACGUCAACAUGACCAAUGACGAAGGGCUGUACGUCGAUGGAUACCACGUCGACCGCAGCAAGCCCGGCAACGUCGAGUGCGAUGAACGCAACGAGAUGGUUUACACAUACAACCAAGGCGUCAUCCUCACAGGCCACCGCGGCCUGUGGAGUAUCACUGGUAGCCCGUCGUACCUGGACGAUGGCCACAGCCUCAUCCGAUCCGUCAUCAAGGCUACCGGCUGGGACCUGAUGAGAAACGCGCCAGUGGACAUCAUUGACCGCCUGCCACCAGGAGAACUACCACCCUGGCGAGGGCUCGGCCGUGGUGGCAUCUUGGAGGAACAGUGUGAUGUGAGCGCCACAUGCUCUCAAGAUGGGCAAACGUUUAAAGGCAUCUUUUUCCACCACCUGACUGCCUUUUGCGCACCCAUUACGGCGCCUGGCGACGUUACCACGAUUGCCAGCAGCCCCGCGGCACACGAUGAGACGUGUCGCAUGUACCUCCCCUGGGUCAAGCAUAACGUGGACGCAGCACGCAAGACGCGCGACGGAGCGGGCAAGUUUGGCAUGUGGUGGGGCGCCGGUAUCUUCAACAACCCCACGGGCCGCGAUAUCGACAACGGCCAGAAUGCCACAUCCAAACGAGUUGACUACCGCAACAAGGGCAUACCGAUGGAUGGCAGCUGGGGCAACUCCACAGCCAAGUGGGAGCCUGGAGCGAAACCCGUGCAUCAGAGCAGUGGCAGUCAGACACGUCCCGACGACCCCAGGCUGCAUACGAAGAGGGAGCGCAGCUUUGGCGGAUCCCGGGUGGUGAGGCGAGCGUCGAGGAGGGCGACGAGUGACCCGAAUGACCGCGGGAGAGGGCGGACGGUAGAGACGCAGAUGGGCGGGUUGGCAUUGCUGAGGGCGUACUUCGAGCUUUCGCAGAGGACUUGA